Molecule: messenger RNA, 726 nt
Organism: Henningerozyma blattae CBS 6284
Lineage: Eukaryota; Fungi; Ascomycota; Saccharomycetes; Saccharomycetales; Saccharomycetaceae
Exons: 1
Coding region: 1-726 (241 amino acids)
Source: RefSeq, a predicted model, not a curated record
AUGAACUUGGAAUUCAAUCAGACUAGAGUGGAAAACACUGCUAAAGAUAUGGCUGGUACAAGAAUCCCAUUGGAACGGACGGUAUCGACACCUGUGUGUACUCGAAGAAAUAAUAAUACUAGUGCAAUGGCUACAAGAACUGCUAGAAAUAAGUUGUUGUUACCAGGUGUACAUCCACAGAUGUUGAUGAGAGCUCCUUAUCAGAGUGGGAAUUUACUUUAUAAUAAGAGAAAUGGUAUUUCGAUGAGGUUAUCAUCAUUAGAUGUUUUAUUAGCUCGUCCAAACUCUAGAGUUUCUUCUCUAACACAACAUGCAAUACUCCCCACUACACAACAUAUGAGUUCAAUCAAAGAAGAUGUGACUAACACAACCAAAAAUAUCCCACGACAUUCUCCGAUGUUAAAUAUCCCUAUUCAUACCUCUACUGAUGAUAUAUUGUCACUUUCACUCUCACCUUCUACAAAUUCGAACUCCAACUCUGUAUUUUCUAAUGAAUCCCCAAACUCGUCCAUAGAAGAUCUACAUUUGCAUUUGAAUUUGGAUCCGUUAAACAUUCAAAAGACUAGACAGAAACAAACAAAGAUAACAACUCCUACAUCGGUAUCGGAGAAGGCAGCAUUAUUUGAGAGAUUGAUAUCUCAAGUGGAUUCUUCUCCAACUUUAGAUACACCUACUAUAUCAACAAAUCUUUCAUCGGUAAAAAAAAAGUGUCUCAACGAUAUUUAA